Molecule: messenger RNA, 1167 nt
Organism: Rangifer tarandus platyrhynchus (Svalbard reindeer)
Lineage: Eukaryota; Metazoa; Chordata; Mammalia; Artiodactyla; Cervidae
Source: the annotation of a GenBank genome assembly
AUGAAGCUCACGCCUCCCAGGUUCUCCUCUUCACAACUGAAGACCCCUGGACGUGACAGAGCGAAGAAGCCUAAGAAGCGUCUCUGUCUGUGUCCUACCUGCAACAACACAGCCGUGGGGUUUGAGUCCCCGCUUCUCCCACCCCCGUAUCGGGGGGGCCUAGCAGCGAGGCUAAGAGGCAGGAGGACGGCACAAGCUGUUCUCGCUUUCACCGCGAAGGUGUCUGCAGGGCCCAGGGGAAAGCGAACCGCUGCCGACCCAGCCGCAACGAGGCGGCAGGAGUCAGCAGUCACUUCCGCCGGGAUGCCCCACCUGCGAGUUAACCGGGCCCAGAUCCACUUCCCGCCUCAGGGCGCAGAGAAUAUCCAGGGGCCUACAGAACAUCCGGGGACCCUCGAGAACAUCCGGGGACCCUCGAGAACAUCCGGGGCCUCUGACCUGAUCUCUCGGGAGGAGGGAAACAUGAACAGAGGCUGCACACGCGGGCCCAGCUGCGGGGGCAGUGCAUUGGCGCCAGAAACUCUGGGCCCAGCUGCCGGGGAGGGGCGGGCCCUGCGGGGUCACCAGGGCCACGGAUGUGGAGCCGGCAGAGCAGAGAGUACGAGUGGGCGCGCCUGUGGGCAGAGGCGGCUGGCGGGCUGCCGUGCUCGGGGCUGCGAGGAGUCGGACAGCACGAGGCACGCACAUGCGCACCUGCAAGCUGAACCAGCAGGACGGCUCACAGGCUCCGGGAGCACCGCCGUUGGGCUCGAGUGCCCCAGGGUGACUGCCCCCCGCCUGGCCCCGCUUCACACCUGCAGCCCCUCCGCCAGCACCGGCUGUGCCCGUGAGCUCGGCCUCCGGCCAGGUAGGGCGCCCCGAGAUAGCAGCGCAGAGCCUUUAGUGAGGAGGGGUUCGCGCCGUGGAGGGGGUGAGGAGGCGGGGGAGCGCCGGGGACAGGUCGCGGGAGGCCGCCUCACCCGUCCAGCCCCCGGGGAGCCCCUCACGGCGCCAGCUGGGCCGUUGCGUCAGCGCCCUGGGAGCCUGGAGGAGGCCCAGCAGCAGGGCAGAGAGCGGAGGGCCGUGCGGAGGAGGCGUCUCGGCGCGGGAGCACUCGCAGAGGGGGAGCAGGGCUCCGCGGAGGCCGGGAGGCCGGGUCUGGCGAGCUUGGAGGGGCGGCGCCACUAG